AUGGUACGAAAUGGGCUCCUGGCACUGCCCGCAGAACUCCGCAACCUCAUUUACAAGCUGGUCUUAGUAUCCGAGACAGAGGCGACUGAGCUCGUCUGCGCCAAUCCACCGAGCAAAGCACUACUCCUCUGCUGUCGGACAACCUACCAAGAAGCGCGCUUGAUGUAUCGUCAUGCUUUCCGCGACUACUGGCGCCACACACCGUUCUUCAUUCAACAAGAUGGACCGUGCACGUUCGAUCAUCUUCGCGAGGAGGACAUCGAGCAUAUAGAGAACGUGGAGCUCCAUGCGACCUGGAUACCACCUAAGACCUUCCUCGUCAGGCCACGUGAUCUCACCACACUCCUCUGGGCGAGCCUAGGGUGUCCAGUGGAACCCACCGCGUUCAUAGCCAAGCGCGACAGGGACCGGCAAUUAUGGUUCUGCGCAUUUCGCAACGGUACGACGAAGCCCUGCAGGUUUCCGACAAGGAGCGGGAUCUGGGAGCUGGGCGUGACGGUGGUGAGGACGAGGGAGUGUAGAUUUCCAGAGGGGUUGGUCUUGCAGGGGGUCAUGCGUCCACUCGAGCCUAGCCAUCCGCUGCACUUCUUGCGAUCGCUUGUCGCGAAUCCAAAGGUGAAGGUCUUUGAAGCCCCGCCAAGACGUAGGGAGCUCGAGGCCAUCCUGAAAUUGGGCAUGUAG
Messenger RNA from Recurvomyces mirabilis, 681 nucleotides. RefSeq lists its product as uncharacterized. The record is from RefSeq and is a predicted model, not a curated record. Lineage: Eukaryota; Fungi; Ascomycota; Dothideomycetes; Mycosphaerellales; Teratosphaeriaceae. The transcript has a single exon. Bases 1 to 681 code for a protein of 226 amino acids.